CCAAAGAGUAUGGAUUCCUGCAGUCACGAAAGCUUCAAAUCAAUAUAGAAAUAGGUGGCUCAAAUAGGUGGCUGCAAGAGAUGGCUGAAAUAGGUGGUUGAAAUAGGUGGUUGAUAGUGGUGGCUGAAAGAGGUGGCUCAAAUAGGUGGCUCAAAUAGAUGGCUGAAAGAGGUGGCUGCAAGAGGUGGCUGUAAGAGGUGGCUGUAAUAGGUUGCUGUAAUCGGUGGCUGAAAUAGGUAGUUAAAAAAAGGUGACUGAAAUAGGUGGCUAAAAUAGCUAAUUGAAAUAGGUGGCUGCAAGAGGUGGCUGAAAUGGGUGGCUGAAAUAGGUGGCUGAAAAGGUGGCUGCAAGAUGUGACUAUAAUAGGUUGCAGUAAUCGGUGGCUGAAAUAGGUAGUUAAAAAGAUGACUGAAAUAGGUGGCUAAAAUAGCUAAUUGAAAUAGGUGGCUGAAAGAGGUGGUUGAAAGUGGUGGCUGAAAGAUGUUGCUGAAAUAGGUGGCUGAAAUUGUGCCUGAAAUAGGUAGUUUCUCUCCUGCACGGCAAUGUUGUAACAGGUGAUGAUUGGCUUUGUCCCGCUUCUAAUUCGUUGGCGAGAGAGUAAAAUGAAAGGUCACUUUGGAGACCCAGAGCAUGCGACGCAGGUAAAUCGGAAUCGAGUUUCAUUCGAAUAAACCUCGAAAUCGGAUACGCGAUUCUGAUGCCGAGCCUGAACAAUAGGAGGCGGAGAGUGGAGGGAGGGGGAGAAGCGGAGGGCAACAGGGAGCCAGGACUGCGGUUUGAGACCGUGGGGGAACAGCCAUCAUGUCAUCAGCGCCGUGCGUGACGGAGGACAUCCUGGAGGAAUUGCAGGUGGCUGCAGCCCAGAGUUUGGAACUGGUGGAUGCUGCUGAACAUUACGACAUCAUUAGAGAACUGGGCAAGGGAACGUAUGGAAAGGUGGACCUAGCGGUGCACAAGGGCUCCGGUACAAAGAUGGCCCUGAAGUUUCUGAAGAAGAAAUCGACCAAGUUAAAAGCUUUCCUACGGGAAUACAGCAUCACCAACUACCUCUCGACGAACCCUUUCAUCAUCAACAUCUUUAAUGUGACCAUGGAGACGGAGGAUGCGUACAUCUUUGCGCAAGAGUACGCUCCAGCAGGAGACCUCUUCGACAUCAUCCCGCCGCAGGUGGGGCUGCCCGAAGGCACUGUGAAACGCUGCAUCCAGCAAGUUGGCCUGGCGCUCGACUUCCUGCACGGCAGGGGGCUGGUGCACCGCGACGUCAAACCCGAGAACGUCCUCCUCUUCGACAGGGAGUGCCGGCGCGUCAAGCUUUCGGACUUCGGCAUGACGCGGCGGGCGGGCGCCCGGGUGAAGCGCGUGAGCGGCACCAUUCCCUACACGGCGCCCGAGCUGUGUGACGGGGCGCGCUCCGACGGCUUCUGUGUGCGGCCCAGCAUCGACGUGUGGGCCUUUGCCGUGCUGCUCUUUUGCAUGCUCACCGGCAACUUCCCCUGGGAGACGGCGACACCCGGCGACCCCUUCUAUGGCGAGUUCCUCUCCUGGCAGCGCCGCAAGGCUGCCGCCACGGCCGCCACCGGCACCGGCACGGCCUCCUCCGGCGCCGUCCCCUCGCAGUGGCGCCGCUUCUCGCCCGAUGCGUUGCGCCUCUUCCGUAGGCUGCUGGCCACGGACCCCUGCCGGCGCUGCGCCGUCGCUGAACUCUUCCGCUACGUGCAGCGAGACUGGAUGCUGGCGGGGGCUGCCAACGGCAACGGGGAUGGGGGGAGGCGGUCAGACGGGUGGCCUCGCGACGGCGGUGGCAUCACGGGGGAAGAGGAGGAGGAAGCGGACCGCCUGGCCUCGCUCGUGCAGCAGCACCGCAUCUCAUCACUGGACAGCCCCACGGGCAGCCACCGCCGCCUGCUCCUCCUCGGCCACUUCUCGUCCACGGACAGCCCGGGCUCCGUGUCGGCAUUGGCUGCUGCAGCAGCUCACCGGCUUAGCCACUUCUCGUCACUUGACAGCCCCACCACCGCCACCACGGCCCAUACCGGCGGUGGUGGCGGCGGCGCACGUGGCCGCCACUUCUCCCCGGGCGACGGCCCCCUCCCGGCGGCAGCAACAAGUGCCGACCGUCUGCGCCACUUCUCAUCGCUCGAUAGCCCCCCGCUGUCUGCCGGUGCCGCCGCCACCGCCGCCACCGUGCGCGCCCUGCGCCAGUCGCACUCGCAGUCGCCCCCCGCGGGGAAGAGCGGAGGGGGAGGCGGAGGGGGAGUUGGAGGAGGGGGAGGAGGAGGGGGAGGAGCGCGGGCGGCCAAUCGCAGCCACAGCUCGGGCCGCUCGCACAUCACGGCGAUCGAGAUCUGUGUGUGAGCGCCGGUGGCGACGAAGUUGACCCCCCACCGCCUGCCCGUCUGUCCCCGCGAAAACGGAAUUUGCGCGUUCAGAUCUAGUGAAGCCGCAUUGUGUUCUUUUACAGUAUCAGGGUUGCGAGGGGUUUUUUUGACGGACAUGAGAUAUGCGAGGGUUUGGCCUGGAAAAGGUGGCUUAAACCUGAGCCACUCGCUUGAUUUACCCCACUCAUUCAGCAGUUUCACCGCACUCAACAACGAUCAUUCACCAUACCCGUUCGCUACUAAGCGGCUGUGAUGUCCCCACAGCAUUUAGGGUGCGCCUUGUGCGUGGUUUUACUGACCGAAAUGACUUGCAAAUGCACCAGCUGUGCUCCCCACUUGUGCCCACUUUGUUGUGUUUUAGCCGCCCGGCGCUCCGCUCGUUGUUGUGAACGUUGCUCCUCCACCCUCUGUUGCCGUUGGAGGGCGACCGCCUCUAACUGCCCAGUCGUGUCCUUCAUGGGCCUCCUCCUCCACAGAGGCCGCUCUUAACACCACCAGGACCUGCCAUCGGCCCAUCCAAUCAGCUCCGCAUCCUCCUGUACCGCAUCAGUCCAUCUCAUCUUUAGCCUGUGCUAUCACCCAUCUAGCACCCUCUAUCUGGCCAAACAGAAGCUGUUUGGUCAUGCGGUAACUGAAACCACAUUGGGGCUCUGGAAGUCUUUCCUCAACGUGCCUUGGCAAGGUGAUGUUGAAUAAUCGUUGCCAGGACCUUUCCUGGGAUACUGAGGAGGGAGAUGCCCCUGAUAGUUGCUACAAUUAGUGCAGUUCACCUUUUAAAGGGGGUCCUUCCAAUCCUGCAGAAACCAUCAUGUGGUCCAGACGGUUAUAAUGAUGUAAUAGAGGUCAGCCUCCAUACGAAACUAAAACUAAUUUUUAUUUUAUUUUACGAGGUAAGGCCCACUGAGCGAUCAAUAUAGCUCUUUGUCAGAAGCGACCUGACCACAAAUCAUAGCUCAACGAAGUGACUUGCAAUGUGGAAAUUUUUCGC
Petromyzon marinus (sea lamprey) is the source of this 3366-nucleotide messenger RNA. RefSeq names its product serine/threonine-protein kinase SBK1-like. The record is from RefSeq and is a predicted model, not a curated record. Gene Ontology annotation, molecular function: protein serine/threonine kinase activity; ATP binding. Gene Ontology annotation, biological process: protein phosphorylation. NCBI's taxonomy places the organism in Eukaryota, Metazoa, Chordata, Hyperoartia, Petromyzontiformes, Petromyzontidae.